UAGAGCGAAACCACCGCGUAGUGCUUGUGCUUGUGCUUCCUUAACAGAAGAGAUUACCUACAACUGUACAAUGAUGAUAUCUGUUUUGGAGUAGCUUCGUUGCCAGCGCAUUACUUGUUUUCGCUUUCCGGUUUUUUGGCGAAUCGCAUAACGGCCGCCAUGCUUUUUCCGGCUGCAUCCAUAUUGAUCGCAAAUGUUUUUGUCACUGUGAUUCAAAUUCGAGCCGCCGCUGCAGCUUCUAUUCAAACGUUGGGAACGGAGAACCGAACGAAUAAUGUGUGUCUGACGAAUUAUUGUCGUGAAAAAGCUGCUGAUAUAAAGAACAGCAUCAAUGAAUCGGCAAAUCCUUGCGAAGAUUUCUACGCAUAUGCCUGCGGUAACUUUCAAGCGGUACAUAAACCAACCGCUGUUUACAUAACCAAUGCUGUCUCCGCUAAAGUUGCCAGCGCCAAAUCGGCGAUGUUGAAAGCAACGGGUCCGACAAAUUCAUCUGCAGAGGUCACCGUGAGAAAAUUAUACGCUCAGUGUUUGGAUGACGAGCAGAGAGAGAAACUGGGCACAAAGCCACUUUUCGACACACUGGACCGGCUGAUUGGCGGUUGGCCGCUAUUGACAACCAACUGGUCCAACAACGCCACUCUAAAAUCCAUCUUUACAUCGGUUUAUUACUCGCAACUACCGAUUUUCUUGAAAAUCUCGGUAGAAAUCAGUCUAUACGAUCCGUCGGCGUACUGGAUUGAGCUAAACGAACCAGAUGAAUUAUACAGCCGGGAUAUGCUGGACAGCGAGCGGGGAGCACAGUACGUGGAAGAGUACAUUCAGUGGGUCACCGAAUUAGCCGGCGCACUGGCAUUAAGCGUCAACUCAUCGGUCAAUGUGACCAAGUCUAAGGAUCUUACGAACAUUGUAGAUUUCGGGAGGACCAUCAUUCUGGCAAAGAAAACUGCGGAGCAGACUCAAGAUUUAACAGACAGAAAAACCGUUAUCACUUUAGGACAACUGCAGAAAAAUCGCAAUUUUCAGUCCACGCUAUUUUCCAAUUUAACGGAUCUGAUUCACACCCUGUUUGAUCGGGUGAAUAAGUCCAAUAUGAUAACUGACGAUACGCCAGUGGUGGAUAUGAGUCCACAAUAUUUAAUGAAGCUGGAUGAAAAGUUGCGGGAAAUGGACUCUGCCGGUGAAGAAGGAAAGCGCCGGUUAGCCAAUUAUAUCGGCUGGAAAGUGAUUGUCGGCAGUCGCAAUUGGCUGCCCAAAAAGUAUCGGACGAAAUUUACCGGUCACAUGGAGAGUCAGUGUAUGGCGUAUGUGACCGACGUUAUGCCGCUGGCCAUCAACGAGAUGUGUACUCGGUAUGCGAAUGCAACGGCCAUUAUAGAAAAGGCUACGAAUCUCACGGAACGGUUGCGCAGCAGCCUAGGUGACCUUCUGAACGAAACAACAUGGUUAGAUAAUUCCACCCGGCAACUGGCGCAUGCCAAGCUACAGAGUAUGGAACUUGUAAUUGGGUUUCCAUCAACACCAGAAAGUCGACUCCGCAUCGAUGAUGUGUACAAAAACAUCGGAGUACGAUCGAAUUUCAUGGAGACACUACAAGGAGUCAGAGAAGACGAAACCUUAAGGAACCUUGCAAAACUCGGAACGGCUUUCCAUCGUGACGAUCCUUUUGACGUGAUUUUCGACGCGACAAAAAUUAAUGCAGCCUACAUGUCAGUUAACAGUCUAGGAAUGUCACUGGCGCUUUUGGAGGAUCCUUUGUUCCACCCGGACUUCCCUGAUGCAAUCAACUUUGGUGGCACAGGGUUUACUAUUGGGCAUGAAUUUACGCACGGUUUCGAUACACAAGGUGCACAGUUUGGAAAACUCGGUGGGCUAGAAUCCUGGUGGACCAACACAACAUGGUCAAUUUAUCAAAACCGCACCCUAUCGCUGAUCGAUCAGUAUAAUCAGUAUUCGUUGGAUGUCGGAUCGGUAAACGGUCAUCUGACUCUACUCGAAAAUAUUGCCGAUAAUGGUGGACUAAAAGUGGCAUUCAAGGCUUUGCGAAAAGCACUUCAAUCGCCUCAUUCGAGUACGAGCAACGCUUUGCCUGGAUUAGAAAAGUUUUCACCGGAACAGCUGUUUUUCAUCGCAACCGGCACUACAUGGUGCGAAGUGCGUACGAACGACAGAAACCGCAUGCGUCUGUUAACCGAUGUUCACGCACCAGCGAAGUUUCGUAUUAAUGGUGUUAUGUCAAAUAUGCCGGAGUUUGCGGAAGCUUUCAACUGUUCCGUUGGAUCCCCAAUGAAUCCACAAAAGAAGAACGGCGUGUGGUGAAUUGAAAAGGGUGUGGUUCGAGAACGGAUCUCGUUCUGUAGCAAGUGGUUACGUAUUUGAAAACCAAAACGCCAUUGUACAAGCAGUAUGCUCGAAAUUGUGUGUGCUUUGGAAUGUUGAAACAUGUGUGAUUUAAUGAAUAUAUAGAUGAUCGGGUUGUACAUCUGCUUCUUACUUCCCAAG
Messenger RNA from Paramacrobiotus metropolitanus, 2499 nucleotides. Its product is annotated as neprilysin-11-like. The coding region runs from base 160 to 2316 and encodes 718 amino acids. Gene Ontology annotation, molecular function: metalloendopeptidase activity. The record is from RefSeq and is a predicted model, not a curated record. The transcript is spliced from 11 exons. Gene Ontology annotation, cellular component: plasma membrane. NCBI's taxonomy places the organism in Eukaryota, Metazoa, Tardigrada, Eutardigrada, Parachela, Macrobiotidae. Gene Ontology annotation, biological process: protein processing.